UCUUCUUCCGCCACCAAAAAUUCUCGAAUCUGCUACUCUCUUUCUCUCUCUCUCUCUUCUCUGUACUUCACUAGCUGACUUCUAGGGUUUCGUCUUCUCUUUCGUCGAUGACGACAUCGAUCGGAGCUUCGCACACCGCAAUGGCGAGGGACUCGAAGGUUCAAAUUCAGAAGUUUAACGGCCUGAGGUCUUCGCAUUCACUGCUCUUGAACAAGCGCAUUCAUUUCUUCUCGGCUUCGACUUUCAAUCCUCCGAUCAUCAGAGCUGUUUCAACGCCAGUCAAGCCAGAUACUUCCACUGGGCCUAAGCGUAGCAAAGUGGAAAUUUUCAAAGAACAAAGUAACUUCAUUAGAUACCCUCUUAAUGAGGAGCUCUUAACGGAUACCCCAAAUAUAAAUGAGGCUGCUACGCAAAUGAUCAAGUUCCAUGGAAGCUAUCAACAGACCAACAGGGAUGAACGUGGUACAAAGUCUUACUCAUUUAUGCUUCGUACAAAAAAUCCUUGCGGAAAGGUUUCAAACAAACUCUACUUGGCCAUGGAUGAUCUUGCUGAUCAGUUUGGUAUUGGAACACUCCGUUUGACUACCAGACAAACAUUUCAGCUCCAUGGAGUUUUGAAGAAGGACCUCAAGACAGUAAUGAGUACCAUCAUUAGAAACAUGGGUUCAACUCUUGGUGCAUGUGGUGAUCUCAAUAGAAAUGUUCUUGCUCCAGCUGCACCACUUGCUAGAAAAGAUUACCUUUUUGCACAGGAGACUGCAGAAAAUAUUGCUGCGCUUCUAACUCCUCAGUCUGGUUUUUAUUAUGAUAUGUGGGUGAAUGGAGAGAGAAUUAUGUCUGCAGAACCUCCUGAAGUAGUGAAGGCACGCAAUGAUAAUUCCCAUGGGACAAAUUUUCCCGAUUCACCCGAGCCUAUUUAUGGAACACAGUUCUUGCCAAGGAAAUUCAAAGUUGCAGUUACUGUGCCAACAGAUAACUCAGUAGAUAUUCUCACGAAUGACGUUGGUGUUGUGGUUGUCUCUAAUGAUAAUGGGGAACCUCAGGGUUUCAACAUUUAUGUUGGUGGUGGUAUGGGAAGAACGCACAGACUGGAAACUACAUUCGCCCGUCUGGCAGAGCCAUUGGGAUAUGUACCAAAGGAGGAUAUAUUGUAUGCUGUGAAAGCUAUUGUUGUUACACAACGAGAAAAUGGGAGAAGGGAUGACCGCAAGUAUAGUAGAAUGAAAUACUUGAUCAGCUCAUGGGGGAUUGAGAAGUUUAGAACUGUUGCUGAACAGUAUUACGGAAAGAAGUUUGAGCCUUGCCGUGAAUUACCUGAGUGGGAAUUUAAGAGUUAUUUGGGAUGGCAUGAGCAAGGUGAUGGUGGUUUAUUUUGUGGGCUCCAUGUUGAUAAUGGUCGUAUUAAGGGUGUGAUGAAGAAGACAUUGAGGGAAACUAUUGAGAAGUAUAACUUGAAUGUGCGUAUCACACCAAACCAGAACAUUGUCUUGUGUGAUAUUCGUCGAGCAUGGAGGCGCCCCAUUACCACAGCUCUUGCACAAUGUGGUCUGCUGCAUCCUCGGUAUGUAGAUCCCCUAAAUAUAACUGCAAUGGCAUGCCCAGCUUUGCCACUUUGCCCUUUGGCAAUAACUGAAGCUGAGCGUGGAAUACCAGACAUCCUUAAGCGGGUUCGUGCUGUGUUUGAGAAGGUUGGUCUCAAGUAUAAUGAAUCCAUAGUGAUGAGGGUAACUGGUUGCCCCAAUGGUUGUGCUAGACCCUACAUGGCUGAACUUGGAUUGGUUGGUGAUGGUCCCAAUAGCUAUCAGAUUUGGCUUGGGGGAACACCGAAUCAAACCUCAUUGGCAAGAACCUUUAUGAACAAGGUCAAGGUUCAGGAGCUUGAGAAAGUUAUGGAACCUUUAUUUUACUAUUGGAAGCGGAAGCGACAAGCAAAAGAAUCAUUUGGUGACUUCACAAACCGCCUGGGAUUUGAUAAACUCCAGGAAUUGGUUGACAAAUGGGAAGGUCCAGUGGAGUCAUCUUCUCGAUUCAACCUGAAACUAUUUGCUGAUAGGGAGACAUACGAGGCUGUGGAUGAACUAGCAAGGGUUCAAAACAAGAAUGCUCAUCAAUUAGCUAUGGAAGUCAUUCGCAAUUUUGUUGCUUCCCAACAAAAUGGCAAGAGUGAAUAAACCAUGAGAAAAGUCUAUCGCCAAUUUUGCUAUUGACUUGCAAAAUGGUGAAUGUGAGGAAAGGUAAGAGUCGAUUCUCUACUGUUACCACUCGGUAACAGCUGAAAAUAGUGGAGAUUGGAUUUAGCAGCCUUUUGUACCUAGUUUAGGUGUGUGUUUUAGUGUAACUAGACAUGGAUUUUGUAUUUUAUUUUCUAAGUUUUCUAUUUAUAUGAUCGGACCAGACGUGUAGAUAAGCUUGAUCGCUUUACUCACCACUGAAACAAUAAUUCCUCCAUAUUAGCUUGAUAUAUCUUGUUGAGCUCA
Molecule: messenger RNA, 2477 nt
Organism: Camellia sinensis
Lineage: Eukaryota; Viridiplantae; Streptophyta; Magnoliopsida; Ericales; Theaceae
Product: sulfite reductase 1 [ferredoxin], chloroplastic
Biological process (GO): sulfate assimilation
Cellular component (GO): sulfite reductase complex (NADPH); chloroplast stroma
Molecular function (GO): sulfite reductase (ferredoxin) activity; 4 iron, 4 sulfur cluster binding; heme binding
Source: RefSeq, a predicted model, not a curated record